AUGACGUCUCGUUUGCAGGAAGAUCCUGUCUUGCUCAGCGCCAUGGCUAUGAACCAGAUCCCCGGCCAUAACAUCUACAUCGGAGGCAUCUUUUGCCUCAAAAACAAAGCGGCUCUUGAACGGGCCAAUGUCACUCAUGUGGUGUCUGUUUUAAGACUCUCUCCGUCCGAGGACAUCUUCGCAGGCUAUCAGCAUCACAAGAUCGAUGUUGACGAUGUUGACGAUGAUAAUCUUCUCGAGCAUAUCCCGGCUGCUAUCAGGUUCAUUCAGGCCGGCUUAGACGCCGGCGGCAGUGUCCUUGUGCAUUGUGCAAUGGGCAAGUCCCGAUCCGCGACUGUCUGCAUUGCCUACUUGCUCCACCAGCAGCGUAGCGGGCUCACACCGGACUCCGCACUCGAGCUGAUUCGCCAGUGCCGGCCACUCUGUGAACCCAAUGACGGCUUCAUGGAACAGCUGAACCUUUACCAUGAGAUGGGAUGUCCAGAGGAGGUCGCGGAUCACCCCGUGUACCAACGCUGGCUAUACCGUCGCGAGGUCGAGGAAAGUGUGGCAUGCGGGCGUGCCCCAGAAAUCAAGUCAAUCCGUUUCGAAGACGAGCAGCCUCAACGGCCUCAGGAGGAUACCGGCCGAACGGUGGAGAUUAAGUGUCGCAAGUGCCGGCGUGGGAUUGCCUCGACUCCAUACAUCAUUUCUCACGAACAGGAGAAGCAAGAGAGCGCCAAAAUUCGAUCGAAUACGGAGUGCGCCCAUGUGUUUUUACACCCAAUGAAGUGGAUGCGCUCAAGCUUAUUCCCUGAAGCGGGCCCCAAUGACUAUGAGGGCGAUGCCCCCUUGUCCGGCCGCUUGACAUGCCCUCAUGGCGCCUGCGGGGCCAACAUUGGCAAGUUCGCAUGGCAGGGCAUGCAGUGCAAUUGCGGUCAUUGGGUGGUUCCGGCCAUCGGCCUUGCCAAAGCCCGAGUCGACAUUGCCAAUAAGGUUAAUCCUACCCGGGGAGCAGGGAACCCUUCCCCGGCCGCAAUAGGUAUUCGUAUGCCUCCAGGGAUGCGGUCUUCUGAAACGGGCGAUGGUCCUGGGCGCGGAAACUUGUGA
Messenger RNA from Penicillium cinerascens, 1089 nucleotides. It is a transcript of the gene dspC, whose product is annotated as dual specificity phosphatase YVH1. NCBI's taxonomy places the organism in Eukaryota, Fungi, Ascomycota, Eurotiomycetes, Eurotiales, Aspergillaceae. The coding region runs from base 1 to 1089 and encodes 362 amino acids. The record is from RefSeq and is a predicted model, not a curated record. Gene Ontology annotation, biological process: protein dephosphorylation. The transcript is spliced from 4 exons. Gene Ontology annotation, cellular component: nucleus. Gene Ontology annotation, molecular function: protein tyrosine/serine/threonine phosphatase activity.